This is a messenger RNA of Engraulis encrasicolus (European anchovy), 522 nucleotides long. Its product is annotated as chemokine-like protein TAFA-2. Gene Ontology annotation, molecular function: receptor ligand activity. The record is from RefSeq and is a predicted model, not a curated record. The coding region runs from base 1 to 522 and encodes 173 amino acids. NCBI's taxonomy places the organism in Eukaryota, Metazoa, Chordata, Actinopteri, Clupeiformes, Engraulidae. The transcript is spliced from 4 exons.
AUGCGGGAGCGGCAUCUGCACUCGUGGGCUUUGAUGAUGCUCACACUCCUCCUACUGUCGCCAUGGGGACGACUCACAUUCGCCUCCUCACACCACCGGACGCACAACGUGCAUGUGAAGCCAGGUACGUGUGAGGUGAUCGCGGCGCAUCGCUGCUGCAACAGGAAUAAGAUCGAGGAGAGAUCGCAGACCGUCAAGUGCUCCUGCUUCCCGGGGCAGGUUGCCGGGACGACCAGGGCCGCGCCCUCAUGUGUCGACGCGUCUAUAGUGGCCCAGCGUUGGUGGUGUCAGAUGCGUCCGUGUCUGGACGGGGAGGAGUGUAAAGUGUUGCCAGAUCUCAAAGGAUGGAGCUGCAGCUCUGGCAACAAGGUCAAGACCACCAAGGUCAGUAGUCAAGGUCGAAGGUCAUGUGACCCGGUAGCGCUACCUGUCCGUCCCCACACCAACCCAGGCCCCGCCCCUAGAGUCAUUACCAGGGGCAACGGAACCAUCAGAGGACCAAACAGAGGCUGGCGCACCUGA